Linum tenue is the source of this 233-nucleotide messenger RNA. The record is from the annotation of a GenBank genome assembly. Lineage: Eukaryota; Viridiplantae; Streptophyta; Magnoliopsida; Malpighiales; Linaceae.
UACAAAACUAAAGACGACCCAUUGCUAAUUGCUUUGGUCAAGAGGAGAAAGAAUGGUGUUUGGGUCUCUGAAAUUCGUCUAAAACAUUGGUUGUGAGGAGAAAGAAUGACGAUUGGGUCUUCGAAUCGAUGGUGGUGGUUUCCGGAAAUCGGAUGUCGAAAUUCAUAGGGCUUGUCUUCUGCCUUCGUCAAGCGCUCGCCGGCAGAGAAAGAGAACAUGCAGAGGAAGAAGGC